AUGUCAGUUGAACGCUAUUUUACUGCCUUAUUUGAGAAGAAUCCUGCGAAUCCAAUAGUGUCCUUCAACUAUUCGGAAAAGUUAGUAAUUGGUAUUCAGGCCGGUUUCAUUUGCAACGUGAGCUGUGGAGAAACUGUUCAACGAUUUUAUGUUAAAGGACACUCAGCGAUGUCAUCACGUCAGAAUGUCGACAUGCGGGAAAUUUAUAUGUACUUUUUAUUGGCUCAAAUCGGCGUUGGGCCGUCAGUUCACAUUAUUCCUAAUAUUCAUACGUCCGUUAUUGGUGUUUAUAUCGCGACAUUAGAAGUUGUCAAUUUUAAACCAUCGCAUGCGACGAAGCUCACGUUGAAGGCAGAAUUGAUGCUGGAUUUGAUACGAAGAUUAUUUAAUGUGAGCGAUCUUCAUUGCGACAACUAUGGACUCGACAUGAAUGGAAAUCUUUCAAUCAUUGAUUUCAAAAUUUCGGGCUACUCGUUUAACUCCAAAAACCAUAAUGUUUGGAAAAACUAUAAACAACAGCCAGAAAAGCUGAAGAUUAUUCGAGAGAUUCUAAAGGACUGGAAUUUCCCAAAAGCACUCCACGACGCGAAUAAUUCAUUCAAUGACACAAAAGAAUUUUUGAAAAGCGAUACUGACUCAUCGAAUUCGUUCGAGAUUGAUGUCACACUCAUUUUUCCAGCAAUUGUCAAUCCAACGAAGUGUUCAGCUUCAUCGCAUUACUUGGAAGCUAUGGACCACUCAGGAGAAGAUUGGAGAUUAACCAAACUCUGCUGUUUCGUUACGAAUCGAAUACUAGCUCUGAAAUUCACAAAUUUAGAAUCUCAGGCCAAUUUUGAAGUCCAAAAUGGGAAUCGAAACUUGUAUAAAAGGAAGCGCUUAAAAACGGAAUAUCAACAAAUCAUGUACAUCUUCGUCGGAUUGUCUGCCUUCGUCGCCGUCUUCUUCCUUCAGUAUGACGGAGUGAUGAGCUGUGCCCCGAAAGCGAACGCCAGCAAUCCGAUCGACGAUGAAGUCUUGCGAGUCAAGCGUUCUGCGAACGCGAUCUCGAUCAUCACCGUCACCAACAGACCCUACAAUCCGGAGAAUGCAAAAGCCGCGAUUGCAUUGAUCAAACAAAGAUUCACUCAGCUUUCGAUUCAGAAUGGAUUGAAUCUCGAGACGGUUGGACACGACGACAAAUCGGUGAACAUGGGCGGAAAGCUGGCAAUCCACACGAGUGUUCCGGACCGGCCGCAGCGUUGUCAGAAGGGAAUCGCUUUUCUCGAGAAGGCAAAGCCGGAAAUCACGGAAAUCGCUUACAUUUUCAUCCGAUGCCCGGAUGGAACUACUAAAUACAUUUAA
Messenger RNA from Caenorhabditis bovis, 1341 nucleotides. NCBI's taxonomy places the organism in Eukaryota, Metazoa, Nematoda, Chromadorea, Rhabditida, Rhabditidae. The record is from the annotation of a GenBank genome assembly.